CUAAUAAUUCUGUGUUUCUAUCGAGUUAUAGCAACACGAUUUUUAACCAAUCAGCGCACGUCUUUUCAUAGGGUUGUUUUCUAAAUGAUAAUAGCGACAUAAGCAUAAUCGUUUUAUAUUUAUGCUUAACGAAGGAAAAGAUGGCAAUGUUAUUCAGUUACGACGCAGCAUUAGGGUACAAACAGAAGUCGCUCUCCGUUCAAAAGGUGGACGGCAAAAAGUUCAUUGAGACAGAAAUUUGCCCUCAAGCUGGAGACACCAUCUUGGAUUUAGGUUGCGGUACAGGAGAGCUGUCUGUAUAUCUCGCUGAGCUUGUAGGACCCGAGGGAAAGGUUGUAGGUGUUGAUCCUGACAAGGAAAGAAUUCUACUGGCUCAGCACUCUUACAAUGAUAUCAAGAAUCUCUCAUUUGUGGAAGGAAACUCUUCAAACUUCCCAGGAAUUGACUCUGAGUCAUACGACAUUAUCUUCUGCAAUUAUGUCAUCCACUGGAUUCCUGACAAACAAGAACUCUUCAACAAUAUGUUUGAAAGUCUAAAGCGAGAAGGGAAAAUAGCCUUUCAGUACGUUGAUUAUAUUUGUCCUUUUGUAUCCAGCGCUCUCAAGGAACUUAAUCCCGAGAACGCUGAGAAAAUUUUUGAGAUGUUCCAUUGCGAAGAGAGGCCCAAGAUUGAGCAAUACUGUUCCUCCGCCGGAUUUCGCAUCACUGAGAGUUACGACACCCAUAGCACACAGCAGGUUUUCCAAACCAUUGACAGCCUUCUAAACUGGCUUUGGUCGUCAACACAUGGUGCUUUUGAUCCUAAGCUUGUAACCGAAGAGCGUUUGCAGAAAUAUCAUCCGUACUCAAGCCGAGAUGGUAAACCUCCGUUUGACUUCAGAGGAAGCAAGGAAGAAUCGCGUGUUUGUCGACUGGUAGCUGUCAAGCAAGGGCCUAGAGAGGUAGAAACAGUCCAGAAACACUCUCAGACUUAAUGCUAUAUCUAAAUUUUCGCUCCUAGUGAUCAAAGGAAGAACAAGAGAAUCUGGUGUUUUCUUUGCAUGCGUUUAACCUGAGGAUUCGCGAACGCCCUCGACUUAAACAACAACUUGUUUUAUUUGCAUGUCCAUACUGAUACAUACAGUGCUGCAAAAGCUUUUGUAAACUAAAACUACAAUAAUAAUGGUACGUUAUACUGAACAUAAAAGAAGGUUAUGAUGUAGCAAUCUAGUUAUAUCGGUUUGAUUUAUUAAAGAAUAUGCGUUGAUCAAAGCAAGAUAAAGUGAAUUACUGGCAAGGAAGAAUCGUGUGUUUGUCGACUGGUAGCUAUCAAGCAAGGAAGAGAUAGAAACAGUCCAUAAACAUUCUCAGAUUUAAUGCUAUAUCCUAAUUUUUAACCCGAGUGAUCCGAAAUGACUACAACGUAACACGAAACACGAAGGACAAGAGCAUCCGUGAUGCUUUUUGCAUGAUUCUAACGUGAGGGUUUGCGAAGGCCCUCGACUUUAACAACAAAAGUGCGUCAUUUGCAUGUCCCAGUAAGGAUACACACAGUGUUGCAAAAGCUUUUGUGAAAUGAAACUAAAACAAUAAUUGUUAUCGUAAGAAUUUGAUGAUGUAGCAAUCAAGUUACAUCGGUUUGAUUUAUUAAAGAAUAUGCGUAGGUGAAAGCAAGAUCAAAUAAAUUAACAUAAUGAUUUGUAGAAGUCAUAAGUUUG
Messenger RNA from Orbicella faveolata, 1697 nucleotides. Its product is annotated as demethylmenaquinone methyltransferase-like. The record is from RefSeq and is a predicted model, not a curated record. Lineage: Eukaryota; Metazoa; Cnidaria; Anthozoa; Scleractinia; Merulinidae.